This is a messenger RNA of Loxodonta africana (African savanna elephant), 2212 nucleotides long. RefSeq names its product serine/threonine/tyrosine interacting like 1 (gene STYXL1). Gene Ontology annotation, biological process: protein dephosphorylation; negative regulation of cytoplasmic stress granule assembly; positive regulation of intrinsic apoptotic signaling pathway. The transcript has 9 exons. Gene Ontology annotation, molecular function: protein phosphatase binding; protein tyrosine/serine/threonine phosphatase activity; pseudophosphatase activity. Bases 393 to 1331 code for a protein of 312 amino acids. The record is from RefSeq and is a predicted model, not a curated record. Lineage: Eukaryota; Metazoa; Chordata; Mammalia; Proboscidea; Elephantidae. Gene Ontology annotation, cellular component: mitochondrion.
CGGUCCCGCCCCAUCCCCCAGAUCUCGCGGUAUCACAACAGCUACUCGAGUAUCCGGGAGGAAGUUAUCGGGACUUCCCGCAAGGUGGGCACGCAGACUGGAGCUGGGUCCUAGCGCGCGUUGGGUUCCUAGCGGCCCGUGGGAGACCGGAAGAAGGAGGAGCCCGUGCUGAGCGGUGAAAGAGGACUGGAUUUAGGCUUGAAAAACUCUGGAGAGGCAGUUUUUCCCGUGGGGCCCCAGACAGACGGAGGCUCUGACCGGGAGACCCACCAAGGUCGUGCAGCAGGUUAGGCGGAGUGGGUGCGCGGAUCCGAGUCCGGACCUCAGCCAAACCCACGCCUCCUGCCCCUGAAAACGGGAGAGGGAUUCUGAGCUCUGGAGAGGAAAAGGGGAUGGAUGGAUUGGUUUUGUGUGAACCAAUGGAGCUUUACAACAUCUUGAAUCAGGUCACAAAACUAUCCAGGUUAACCGAACCCAACUAUCUCUGCUUAUUGGAUGUUCGUACCAAACGGGAGUAUGAUGAAAGCCAUGUGAUUACGGCCCGUCGAGUGAAGCAGAAGGGAAAGGAAUAUCUUAUCCCAGAGUCUGUGGACCUGGAGUGUGUGAAAUACUGUGUGGUGUAUGAUAGCAACACCAGCUCCCUGGAGAGAAUCUUAGAAGACAAUGACGAUGAAAAUUCUGACAAUCAUAAUCAAGGACCAGUGCUUGGAGCUGCCAUUGAGUGUGGCAGAGUCCUGACCCACCUCACCCACCGCCCCGUCUCCAUCCUGAGAGGCGGCUAUGAGCUCUUCUCGGCCAGGUAUCAUUUCUUCAGGACUCAGAAGGUCAUCUGGAUGCCCCAGGAACUAGAUGCGUUUCAGCCAUACCCUGUUGAAAUAAUGCCAGGCAGAAUCUACCUGGGCAAUUUCAGCCAAGCCUGUGACCCUAAAAUUCAGAAGGAUUUGAAAAUCAAAGCACAUGUCAACGUCUCCAUGGAGAUAGGCCCAUUUUUCAUAGGUGACCCUGACAGGCUUCUUCACAUCCAGGUGGAAGAUUCGCUGGAAGCCAAAAUUUCUCCGUUUUUACGCCAUCUCUGUCACUUCAUCGACAUUCACUUCGAGCUUGACUCUGUCAUCCUGGUGUUUUCCAAAUUGGGCAUCAGCCGCAGCUGUGUGGCCAUCAUCGCCUACCUCAUGCACCGGCACGGGCAGACCUUGAAGAGGUCCUGGAACUACGUCAAGAAGUGCAAAGGCAACAUGUCUCCAAACCGGGCCUUUGUGGACCAGCUGCGGCUUUGGGAGAAGAUCAUCGUUGGAGACUUUGUCACAGACACCUCGGAUCUCCUCUACUGAUAUUCUCCAAGGCCAGCAGUGGGUCCUGAGGACUUCAGUUGGGGGCUUCUUGUGGAGAGUGGGCCAGGCUAUGUAUAGGGGUUGGUCUGGAAGAAGGCCUUUGCUGCUGGAAGCCUCUGUCAGCCUUCUGCAGUGGUUCUUCCCAGGCUCCUGUUCACUCCACACAGCAGGUGCUUCUGCUCAGCCCCCAGGGCCCCAACCCCAGGACAUCCAGGACCACCCUCCACUGUACUGUUGAGGCCUCCUCGGGAAGAACGUCUGCUGCUGGAGCGCUGCCCCAUCCCUGCCCCAUGACUUGGACCUUCAAAGGCCUGCCUGGAGGGGAGCUUCAGGGGCUCCCCCUGCCCUUGUGUUGGUCCACAGGGGCUCACACCAUGCUUGCCCAUGAGCCGAGAUCCUCCAGCCCCAGAGAUGCCAAGCAGAGUGCUGGCUGUGGGCCUUUGGGCAGGAGGACACAUGCUUGCCUCAUUCCCAUCCCUAAGGAGUUAGCUCCAGGCCGCUGCUGUUUCUGAGUCUGGCCUUUCCCACUAUCCCUUGAUCACUUGAUACAGAUUCCAUUUCCUUGCUCCCACUCAAUUCUGCCCAACUGUGUUUGCCAAGAAGAGAUUCCUACCCUUCCCAUCUCCCACACUCAGGUUCCUAGAAAUUCCUCAGGAUUCCAGGGAGUUGUUUUAUGAAAGGACUUCCCUAGCGCUGCCAGGGCCCACAACAACCGGGGAUCCAGGGGAGGCACAGAUAAGGGAAGCGGUGGGGAAUUUAGGAUAUCGAUUCAUGAAGGGCUGUCCUGAAGUUCAUUCAGCCAACAGUCCCUGCCACCUGGACAGGCUGGCCAUGUAGAGGUGAAAGCCAUGGCAGAGGGCUGCAGAGGGCUGGGGCAGGGG